AUAAACAUAACAGAACUGACAUUGACAACAACUGGAGAAACAAGAGGUCUUACCGUGUGUUUUAUGGAAAGUCGUGAAGAGAGAAAACAAAAUGAGGAAGGAAAUAUUGUAAACAAGUUAGUGGCGGUGGAUGCCAAUGGUCGGCAAGUACAGAUGGUGUCGAAGUUCUCUCACUCAUCCGUUUCUGAUGUCGAGGAAAAGCUGUGUCUUGGUCCCCUGCAUCUCGACCUUGACUUCGACCUGAGUAACAAGGUCUGGAUUCUUGUGUCACGUGAGAAUCUCGACACCCAAGAAACUCUGUCUGGAGGCGCUGAGCUUUUCCUUUUGGACCUCAAUGACGUGAGCCAAGUGGGCGCGAAGACCUUGCGGGCGACUUGGACCAACAGGAACGGCGCCCCAGCUUCGAGGUCGGGAUGGGCGUCGGCGACUUCAUGUCCGUGGAGUGUGGCAUUGGGGAGGACGCCAAAGAAGAGUGCUUGCGAUACCUCCAUGCGGAAGGCACAAGCAAGCAAGUCACAGUUACGUUGAGGGAGAUUGGGCUUAGUGUGCAACAAGAAGUGCAGGUUACCUUUACAUUGAAGGAAUUAACAGACAUAAGAAUAACCAAGACGGAACUAAAUCGGGACAGUCGUCUGCGCGUGUGCUUUGAGUCCGACUCAAGGACUCGCUUUACCUCCUGGCCUUGGAGAACGAGGAGGGCGACGUCCAGGAGUCCCCCCAGCUUCACCCCUACGUGGAGGACGGCCUCACCUGCGUGUUGAGCAAUGACGCGAUACAGGAAGAAGGAUACGUGGCAUUGCGGACUCUCUUAACAGCCUACGACGUCUCUGGUACAGAAGUGCAAGCCUCUGGAGUACUAACGUCACUGGCAUUUUCCUGAAUCCCAGAAGCAAAGUCAGCGCGGCCUUGAACUCCGACACGUACGGCCUCCUCGUGUCCUGGUUCCUCUCGGCGACCCAGCAGCAUCAGCUCCUACGACGUGGCGCUCGAGGAGACCGCGGCAGGAGGCAGCAACAAGCCGGUGACCGUAGGAAACACUGAAUCGUCCCUCGUCUUCAGCGACACGAAGCCGGGACGCUACUCCGUGUGCGUCGCGGCAUCUGUGGAGGAACAUAACAUGACCAGCGGAAGAGUGUGCAGUGCUAUUCUCUCCAUACCUCAGGAGGAUGUCGUGGUCCCCAACAUCGCCGAAACAAGCCUGAAGUCCUCGGGGCCGAAGAAGGUCCUCGUGACGUGGCAGAAACCCCAAGAGGACGCCGACGUCUCCAGCUACGUCAUCACGUGGUCUUCCUCUUCCCCCGUCUCCUCAUCGCCGUCAUCGCCGUCGUCAUCCACCACCCCAGGACUUGCCAACCUCCCAGUCCUUCAUCCUCUUGGCCUCAUCCAGCGAGCCCGUCCUCUUGGCGACGACGUCCAAGACCUCUCCUUCGUGGUCCUCCCGGCGGCCACCACGAGCGUCGAAGUGGAGGACCUCGAGGCGUCGCAGAAUUAUGAAAUGUGCGUCAGUUCGGUCAAGAGCGACGUGAUGGGGACGCCGACGUGCAGUGAAGUAAAUCAAGGGGACUACCAGCCACUCGACUCUCCGAAGAACCUGACCCAUGAGGACGAGGUGCUCCGCUGGGCUGACGUCCCCGGGGCUGCGUCCUACCUGGUGGAGUGGCAAGCUGACUACGAGGGCGAACUCUCGGAAGGAGGUCUGGAGGAGGUCAACGGCACGAGCUGGCCGACGCAGGACCUUCCUCCGGGGGCGUGGGUGGUGGAGGUCAGGGCGGUGUCGGACACGAGUGCGAGCGAGACAGCGAGCAUCACGAUACGGAAAGCGGGAAUCGUGGUGGGCCAGCCGACGCAGACGAACAACAGCCACCUGGAGAUCAGCUGGUGGGAAGAGCCCGUUCCCUCCUGCCACCAACCCCCCUACGAGUACAGCAUCACCCUCUUGAUCGACGGGAGGGAGGAGAAGUAUAACCACUCGUGCUCGGGAUGCAGAGGCGAUUGCACGAAGCUGCUGGACGUGGAAGGAGCGAAGGAAAGCGUUGUGGUCAAGGUGGAGAGGGACACGAAAUCCAUUCAGGUGGAAUUGAGAGUCUACGUGUUCAAGGCCGUGCCGAGCUGCGCCAGCGCUUCUCGUCGGGCGGCGAGGAGGUGGCGCUGUCGUGGGCGCCGACGGAGGACGCCAGGCUCUACAACGUGACCCUGUUCGCCGACGCCGACCUCGUCUCCGUCAGGAAGGCCGAGACGAUCAGCCGGGAGGCAUAUACCUUGAAGGGGAGUGAUCUUGUCGGCAACGUUUUCCAAGUCCAACCCUGCGCAGAUGUACACACCUGCGGCGACUCCCAGAGGAUCAGGCUGCAGGAGCCGCCGGG
This is a messenger RNA of Penaeus vannamei (Pacific white shrimp), 2363 nucleotides long. The record is from RefSeq and is a predicted model, not a curated record. Lineage: Eukaryota; Metazoa; Arthropoda; Malacostraca; Decapoda; Penaeidae.